Molecule: messenger RNA, 261 nt
Organism: Arctia plantaginis
Lineage: Eukaryota; Metazoa; Arthropoda; Insecta; Lepidoptera; Erebidae
Source: the annotation of a GenBank genome assembly
AUGGACAAGCGCCAGAUCAUUGGGAGCGCCACCCGCUACAUUGCAGGAAGGAACGCAGUCCAGACGGUUUAUUGGAGGAAGUCAGCCGAGAACAGCAAGGGGCUUGUCAAAACUACCAGACUUACGUUCUUCGGGAAAAAUGAAGGCUCCGACAAAAUUGACAAUGCAGAAAUGUUCGCCAGAGUAGAUAUGAAAAACGCAAAGAAAAUAAUUAUGAAAAUAAAAGAAGAUGUAAAAGAAUGCAGAGACAAGACGUUUUAA